Molecule: messenger RNA, 7323 nt
Organism: Anopheles merus
Lineage: Eukaryota; Metazoa; Arthropoda; Insecta; Diptera; Culicidae
Gene: yki
Product: transcriptional coactivator YAP1
Exons: 8
Coding region: 1059-2615 (518 amino acids)
Biological process (GO): positive regulation of transcription by RNA polymerase II; hippo signaling
Cellular component (GO): cytoplasm; nucleus
Molecular function (GO): protein binding; transcription coactivator activity
Source: RefSeq, a predicted model, not a curated record
UGCGUGAGAGAGAGAGAGAGAGAGAGAGAGAGAGAGCAAGCGAGUGAGAGCGUAAUUCCAACACGCAGAUUGAGCAGUUUUGUUGAGACGGGGGGAGGCGACACACAGCACCAACAGGCAGCUUUAUUCGUUCGCGGGUACGCAGCCAGAGUAGAGCGUCGCCGUGUGUGUCGAUCUCGAGAUCCGCUCCGGCUCGCCUGUUUUUUUCUUUGCUUUGGACGGCGAAAGAAGGGAUUUUUGUUUCGCUUCUUCAGCUUGGUGAUCGAGUUUUCGGAUUCAGGAACAUAUUACUUCAAUCGAAUCCGAUCCAGUUUGCGUUGCGUUCAAUGGAAAAUUGUGUUUGAAAGAUCCCGACCAGCACGACGAGCCGUGUGUGCUGUGCAGUUGCUGGUGAUUUAGUUGUGAAUCUGUGUGUGUGCAAAUGAUGAUUAAAGAAGAAGAAGAAAAAAUAAUGUUUUGCAGCCGAAUGCGUCUGUGAAUGUGUGCAUCCAGUGUCUGUGAAGUCGGUGCAGAAAUUGAAGUAAAAAAAUAAUUGAAAACAAGCGGUAACGAAAACAACAACAAAAAAACGGUGCAACAAAACAUCAGCCGAAAGGGCGCUGCGAAAACUUGUUCCUGCUAAACCGUUGCGCUGCCAAUCCAAGCAGCCACCGUCAACUCCAGCAGUAGCAGCCAAGGCAGCAGCAUCCCAGAGCUCGCCAGAGUGCUCCCUCGUUCCCCAACGGGCAUCCCGCUGAAAGGCGCGCCAGUGUGAAAGAUUCUAACGAAGCAAGCCGUGCGCUCGCUCUCUCGCAGCCCGGCCUCGGUACGGAGCAUCCCCCCACAACAUACACAUAUACACACCCAAACACACCAAGGUCCACACACCGGGACCUCAAGUGAAAAACCUGAAUUCCCGCACCAAACCAAACGUCUCGGCGCACUGUUGGGUCGGGACGCCUAAAAGAGUUCGGCUUGGUUUGUCUGUAUUCUUUCCUCCUUCUUCGGCGUUAGCAAAGUGAUCGUGUGAGUGCGUGCGUGCUUUUGUGCUGUGUUGAUUUCGCGUGCGUGCGUACAAAAUGGCAUUCAACGGUGGUGCAGCGGGCAGCGGCAAUGGCAGUGCAGCGGCAGCAGCAGCAGCCGCCGCCGUUGCAGCGGUGGCCGCCGACGAGAACGAGUCGACCGGCGCGAACAAGAAGAAGAACCUGAUCAUACUGGUCGACAAGGAUUCGAACGAUAAGCUGAACGAGCUGUUCGACAAGGCGCUCAGCAACAAGGUGCCGCUCCAGAUACCGUACCGCAUGCGCAAGCUGCCCGAAUCCUUCUUCAUGCCGCCGUCGUCCGGCUCCAAGUCGCCGUCCGUGUCGCACUCGCGGGAAAACUCGGCCGACUCGGCGUUCGGCUCCGGCACGACCAUACUCGGCGGGGUGGCGGGCGUGGCGGCGACCGGCCCGAACGGGCUGCCGAUCCAUCACAGCCGCGCGCACAGCAGUCCCGCCUCGCUCGGCAAAAUCCCGGGCGGGAUGAGCGGGCUCGGCGGGGGUGCGGUGGCCGCGGCGGCCGCCGCCGCCGCUGCAGCCGCUGCCGCCGGCGGCAAUGGUGCCGGUGGCGGUAGUGGCGGUGGUGGUGGAGGUGGUGGUGGUGGGACUGGUGGAACUGGGGCGGCCGGUGCCAGCAAAUCGGCCGCCGCACAGGCGGCGGCGGCGGCCGUGGCCGCCCAGAACGAUGCGACCAGCCUGGGGGCGGCCGUGCUGCAGCAGGCGGCCCUGUCCAAGGCGGCGAUACAGCAUCUGCACAGCCGGGGCCGCUCGUACGACGUGUCGAACCUGCACGCGAACUUUGGCGAGCUGCCGCCGGGCUGGGAGCAGGCGAAAACACAGGACGGGCGCAUCUACUACAUCAAUCACAACACACGGACGACCACGUGGGAGGACCCGCGCAUCACCGCCAUGCAGGAAAGCCUGUUCCAGCAGCAGUCCAGCGUCGAAACUCUGUUCAACACCGGCUCCCAGACACUGCUCAGCCCCACGAUCUCCUCACCGACGCCGACCAACAAUGUGGUAUUUCCAGAUACAAUUCAAAUGACAAAUGACAAUCUCGCACAACCGUCAAAUGCCGCCCCGCCGGCCGCGAUGCUAACCGGCAGCAAUGUCGAUCUGGGCCCACUGCCGGAAGGAUGGGAGGAAGGCAUCACAGAGAAGGGCGAACGGUACUAUAUCAAUCACGCGACUCGGUCGACCACCUGGCGGGAUCCUCGGUUGUCUAACCAAGACUGGGCCGUACAGGAGCAAACAGUCCGUCUGUACAACCUGCAGCUCGAGCGGGAACGACUUCGGAAACGGCAGCAGGAGAUCAAAUCACAUGAGUCCGGUGACAGCGGUCUGAGCGAAUCGUCCAUGACGCAGUCGAUGCCCCACACGCCCGAAUUUCUCUCCAGUAUAGAUGACAGUAUGGACGGGUUAAGCAUGACGGACAACACGAUGGACACUAUAGCAUUUGGGGAUAAUCUCGAGACGCCCGAUGAGUUUAUGCUGGACGAUCCUUUGCUGCUGGAAAAGAUCGAUGCCGUCACCAACCUGAGCCUGAUGGAUCCGACGAGUAGUAAACCGGAUAACACGCUCUACGACAUCAUCUAACGUUAAGAUGAUGCAACGUUUGCCGCAGCAACAGAACGCGUAGAACCAUCUUAUGUAGAGUAAUAGUAGCCCACUACGCCAGCGAUUAGUACACGCAUCCACUGACUUGCACACACGCACACACACAAACACAAAUACUACUUACAAUGUUCUUGCAUCCCCAAGAAAUACCAUCAGCCUACAAACACCAGCAUAGACAAGAUCGUUUGAAGACCUGAUCUAGAGACUCUCAAGGCCCGAACGUACUACUUAGAGAUACAACUCAAGCCCCAAACAAUAUAAUUAGCGAUAAGACUCAAUCGUUCUACUUGGAGAUACAAAUAGGGAAAGAAGACUGUAAGUAGUGUGCGUGUGUAUGUGUGUGUGUACGUGUGGUGCGAUCGCAGCUUAGGAAACAAUGAAACAAAUGAAGGAAACGCAGCGUGGUUCCCGUACUGAACGGGGGAAACUGCUCCUUGUCCGAGUUAUGUUCCGUUAAUGAUACCUAUAUACAUCUCUUAUUAUUACUACAUCCUGCUUGCACACGGGCACCGAUGUGCUUGUGCACAUUGGACGAAUUAUUAGUGGUUAGUCGAUUAGCUUGUACGUACGGAUUAUUAUUUUAUUUUUAAAUCUUUUUUUUUUUUUAAUCCACUUAGAAGAAUGUGAGAUUUGCAGCGCGCAACUAGUAUCCAAUUACGUAGUAUGUGAGGGAUGUAGCGCAAGAUAGGCGAGAAGCAUGAGAAGAGGAAAAAAGAUCGCACGGAGUGAGUAAUCGUGUCCGGAUAAGCGACAAGAUUACACACACACACACACACAUCCACCGUGCAAGCUGACACAAGGAACUGCAAGCAAUUCAAGUGCCUUAUCCGUUUCGAGUGAGUGAAAGAGGAAGAAAAAAACACUCGAAACCGGAGAAAGAAAACGAUAUGUGGUAUAAGUAGAACGUGGUGUGGUGUUUAGCGCGCGGAGUUAGAAAGUAAUUAAAGCAUGAAACAGUCUGCAGAUAGUACAGGCAGUAGAUGGGGAGCUGCGAAGAUAGUGUAUUAUAAUGUGCAAAAUGGCGAAAUUGGCUAUUUGCGGUUUGGAACACGUAUACGAAGGCGAGCGAGAUGCGAGAACGCGACGGCGAGUACGUGUAACCGCGUGUGCUACGUAUGCGCCGCCGGCCUGGAUGGAAUGGCUAGAUCAGCUCUCAUAUCUACCGCCCAGCGGCGCAAUACGGUCAAGUAGCUUGAGCAAUGGGGAAAGGAUAACGUAUAGGAGGCAUUAGGCAUGUAGGAGAAUUAAAACUCAUGUUUGCGUAAUCGUUGUAGCGUGCGAGAAGAGGUUAGUAUGAUUGAGACAGUGUGUGCGAGUGCGAGGACUGUGCAUGAAUGCGGGACAGUGAAUGAAUGUGGUCCAAUAUUCUAGCCAUAAGAGGUAGUAACACGGCAGCAGAAGGAGGAGCCACCGUAACCGAUAUACGAAGAUGGAGCGAGCAACUCGUUUUUGAAAGCAGCAGCAGCAGCAGCAGCACCAGCAGGUGCAGCCGCCAUUAGUCCCAGGAGUGAGAAUAGUCUCUUGUUUGGCGCACACGAAGCGCUUCAAGGGAGUGUGGGGCCAAAUGCAACACAGAAACAAAUUCCUCCGGCGCUCGAUGGCUGGAGAUGCAUUUAUAUCAAUGUUGCCCGCCCGAUCGAGCAGUGUCUGCUGUGGGCGGCCGAUGAUAAAGAAAGGGUCAAUUGUUAAUUUUUUGGAAUCAACUUGCCCCAGUGUACACAUACACAAACACACAAACCCCCACAGUAAUAUGUGCAAAGCGAAGCGAAGAGGAACGGCUGCCUUUGUCUGCUGUCUGCGAUGCGUUGUACGACCGGCAAUACAAAACAAAAAACAAUGAUCCUCUUCGUAUCGGUUAACAAACAAACAAAGUAACAAACAAGUACGAUCAAUAUCCAUUGAUAUCGUUCACACACACACACACACACAAACACACACACCAUCAAUGUUAGGCUAGUACGCCGUGAAGUGGUGUAACAUUGCAAUUAUAUAGAUUUUAUGUUUCGUUUUUAUAUACAUCCAGCGCGCCCGCUCCUUUUGCUCCAUCUGGAACGGGCGUUCGUUCUCGCUUGGCUCGUGACUGUGUCAUCGACAAGAUCGAUGCAAGUAAAGCGAGCGAGUUUGGACUGUGCGAAUGGAAUGUUCACAGUGACUAUUUCAUGUCCGGUUGAACGGUGAACGUGAAGGGAAGAGAGAGGAAGAAAAAAAACCUAGCUCAUUAAGCAACAAGAUACAUAUGUACACAUAUCCCAACCGAUCGUGUCCCAUCGGUGCAUCUACUUAUUCGCACGAUCACGAUUCUAUUAUCACGCUCAUCGAGCUACUACUGCAAAAAAAAGGAAAACAAAAGUGAGAAAAGCAAAAAACAUACAGAUUUACUGGCAAAUCGGCAGCAUAUGGUCAACAAAGUUUGCGCACAUAAAACAAACUGCGGGGAAUUUUUGAACCAAAAUCGAAAGAUCCAAUGCUGAUUUCCCUGAUCAUAGUUUUUUGGCAGCAUAUUUUUUUAUACCUAAAGCCAUUUUUCAAACCAUUUUUUUUACUGAUUUAAGUUUUAAAACAAAAAGCGCGCUAAGGCAAUUACUUCAAUUUACUACUUUGGUAUUGUAAGGCUUAACCACAGCAUUAGUUUUAAACAUUUAAAAACAAAUCAUAAGCAUGCAACGGUAGCAACAGUUACAGAGCUUCGUUGCCUAUUCGAUUUUAGUAGUAUUGUUAGGACAAACAAAAAAAAAUCAAGCGUUGGUUCUUGGAUUUGGAUUCAACUUGGGUGAGAAAAAUGGUUUCAUUUUUCUCAACCAUCACUACCACUCUCCCACCCCUUCAUUUGCACCAGCGCGAAGGAACGUCGAUCGUUCGAUGCUGCUGCUAACCCGGCGUUAACCAUUGUUGCCUCGAUUUUGCUUGCUACUGUUUGUUUUUUAUUUUCUUUUGGAAGGGAAAACUGGCCGCAGCGUUUUUUUGUUCAUUUUUUCGAUGUGUUUCUAUGCUAAUGUUGCAACAUUGCCGUCCAAUAUAGUUUCGUUUUUAAUGUUUUGUUCUACUUCUUCGCAACGUAAACGCAAGAAAAAAAAACCGAACGUAUUGCUGCCAGCUUCCGCCAGCUCUUCAGGUUGGGGGAUCCAUUUGUUGGAACCAUUUUCCGAGUCGCUUUUUUGCAGUGAUCGGUUGCAGUGUAGAUGGGGAUGAUAAUAGGAAAGGAAUUGGGCUGUAGAUCCGUUGGUACGAUCGAGUUGGUCGCUCGUUGAGCGAAAAUCCAUCCACAAACGAUCGGUCCCUCGAGUGGGGCGAUCGCGAUCACUCGCGCAAGUUGAAUCGCAUAGCGAGCAUUGGGCAGAUAUUUUAACAAGAUAAAUCCUGCAAACGUUGGCAAACGGUGGCGUACGGUUUGGUGCGUCCCCACCGCCCGAGAUACAUUUAUCUUUGCCGUCCAGAAUUGCAUUGAGAAGCAGUUUGUUUUGUGUUGUCUUUUUUAGUUUCUCUAGCAAACAUAAGUGCCUUCUUCCUUUUUUUUAUGUGUGUGUUCUGUUAUGUGCAUCAGCAGUGAAGUAAGUGAUGGUGAACCAAACGAACAGUUCAUGCGGACACUAACACGCGGUGGCACACAUUGUUUAUGCCCUGUACUAGUGGCUUUACCCUGGCAGCACUCAUCAAGCAGUAUUUGUUAGCAAAUAUUUGUUAGCGUUGAUGAGCCGAGCUACACAUUAGCGUAAAGCGAUAUUAGAUAGAGCAAAGAAGAAGAAAAAGAAGAAGAACGUUCUUACUUCGUACAGAAAUUCACCCCCACCUAAUGCGACUCAAGUAAGAUAGUUGAACGCUUCCAACACAUUCGCAAGAAGCGUACGGAUGCUUUAUUCUGCUUCCCUUUCUGUGGGAACUGUAGAACUGGUAGAAAAUACUACUUCUAGACACCUAUUGCUCUACACGUGAGGAUUCUGGAAGCAAAAGGGAACACCAAAUCGUACUUCCUUGUGGUAAAGGUACUCAACUAGGUAGAGCAGCUAGCGUUGUCUACAAAAAAGCACCAGGGAGUUUGCUUAGGUGCGUUUUUCUCUAAUAUUUUUAACUCUCUUUGUCAGCGAUAAUUUUUAAUGUUUAAUAUCGACAAAAAAACUCUAUUAAUCCACACCAAAAGAUGCAGCUAAUUCAACCGCAAAAGCCACCAAGUGUUUGUUCGUCAGCUAGGUUUGAGUGUCACUUACAUUAACUGACUCUGUUUGAAAUGCACCACAAUUGCACCACACAGUUGGUUGUUCCCAUGGAGUGCAAGUGUGUGCUACGAGCUUCACUAGAGGAAGCAGUAACAGCCAUGCAAUGCUCUACGAACGGAGAUAGACAGGCACGUGCCUAAAUGCACGUGGUAAUGCAAUAAUGCACGAGUGGCUUAGAGCCACUCCUGUAGAAAGCAAAAGCGAGGAUCGUUCAAUCAGAAUUGAACGUUGAUUCAAAAUUGUAGCAAAACAAACAAACAAAAAACACAGAAACACAUAUAUAAAAAAAACUCUAGCACACACUGUAAAAAACGGGGGGACGGGAAUAAUGCAAAUAGAGUAAAUUUGUCUUUGUUCCAAAGCCUUGUAAUACACUGUAUGUACUAGAGAGAAGGGAAAGAGCUAUUUCUAGAGCACAAACUAAAGCAAUGCGUAAUAAAAGUGAGAAAUCCACCAACCAGAACCAACAAAUAGAA